Messenger RNA from Xyrauchen texanus (razorback sucker), 14572 nucleotides. RefSeq names its product mucin-2-like. NCBI's taxonomy places the organism in Eukaryota, Metazoa, Chordata, Actinopteri, Cypriniformes, Catostomidae. The transcript has 46 exons. Gene Ontology annotation, cellular component: extracellular matrix; extracellular region. Gene Ontology annotation, molecular function: hormone activity. The record is from RefSeq and is a predicted model, not a curated record.
CAUGGAUGUUGUAUCCAUGGAGACUGUGAUGAUAUCCCAAAUGUGGAUGCUGAGAUGGACCAUACUACUAAUUGGACUGCAGUCAACACAAGCAGACCAUAUGCCAGAUUAUGCCAUGAUGGAACAUUCACCGGACCCUUUUUGGCCAACAAUGAAAGUGUUCCCCACCACAACAAAUGUGAUGAUAACUACAACUCAACCGGAUCCCGAUCAUCAGUCUACGAUCUGCAGCACCUGGGGAAAUUUCCACUUCAAGACCUUUGAUGGUUAUUUCUUUCAACAGCCAGACACGUGUAACUACAUUCUGGCAGUGAUGUGCGACAUCACGUCUUCUGAUUUUACCAUCCAAAUGCAAAGAAAGACAGAAAAUGACUUAAUUGCUUUCAGCACAGUCUCAAUAAAGCUGGAGGGGACAGUCAUCAAACUCAGUCAUGGCAGCAUCACCAUGGAUGAAGAAGUGGUGUUUAUUCCAACUUAUAAGAAUGGAAUAAAAUUUGAGGGAAGCCCAUCAAGUCUUAAAAUCUCUAACAAACAUGGAGUGACUGUCUUUUGGGAAGAAGACAAUUCUGUAUCGAUUGAACUUCCUGAGAAGUACCAGGGCCAAACCUGUGGACUCUGUGGAAACUUUAACGGCAAUAAAACUGAUGAUUUCAGUGACACUGGUCUGGCCGCAUGGAAGUUGUCUUCACCAACUGAAUCCUGCACGGAAAUUACACUUGACACCAUUGAUCAAUGUGAAAAUCAGACAAACAUUUGUCAGCAGUUUCUCAGCAGUUCGGGGUUUGAUGACUGUCGCCAUGUUCUGGAAUUUAGUUCAUUUGAAAAGGCCUGUGUAAAUGACCUGUGUCAAUGCUAUGGGAACCACGACUGUCUCUGCAACACACUCACAGAGAUUUCACGACAGUGCACACAUGCUGGUGGCAGGCCGGGAUCAUGGAGAACAUACCAGCUCUGUCCAAAGACAUGCCCACAAAACAAGCAGUACUUUGAGUGUGGCAGUCCAUGCAGAGACACCUGCACGGACCCAGAAGGAAGCAUUUUGUGUAAAGAACACUGUGUGGAUGGCUGUUUCUGCCCUGUGGGCACUGUGGAAGAUGACAUUGGUCACAGCGGUUGUGUUCCUAUCAACGAGUGCCCAUGUGAGCAUGAUGGCACAAUAUACCAAUCAGGAGAGUCAUACACACAAGCAUGUAAAACAUGUGUGUGUGCUGCUGGAUAUUGGAGUUGCAAGGAUCUGGAAUGUCCCGGAAUCUGCUCUAUUGUGGGAGGGUCUCACAUCACCACUUAUGAUGGAAAAAGUUUUACAUUCAACGGCAACUGUGACUACAUCCUUACUAAGCACUCCAGUGAUAGUGAUAUUGCUGUCCUGGGAAAUCUGGCAAAGUGUGUUCCAGACCGAAAAGACACUUGUCUAAAUUCGGUUACCCUUGUCAUCUCAGGAACCACUAUUCGUUUUGCUUCUGCUGGAACCGUGACACUGAAUGGAAACAAACCUUAUGGUCUUCCUGUCUUCACAGAUGGUGUGGCCAUCUUCCAGCCCUCUUCCUCUUUCAUAAUUGCUGAUAUGAAGAGUCUUCGCCUAGAGAUCCAGUUGGCUCCAGUCAUGCAGUUGUAUAUUGUAGCCAGCCCUGAAGAGAGAGGGAAGCUGAAUGGUCUGUGUGGGAACUAUAACAAUGUCUUAAAAGAUGACUUUAAAACAGAAUCAGGCAUUACAGAGGGGACACCAACAACCUUUAUUAACUUUUGGAAACACUCCAGUUGUUCAGAUCUUGAUGGCUCAUUUGAGAACCCCUGUAGUCUGAGUGUGGAUACAGAGAAAUUUGCAAAAGAAUGGUGUUCCAGUCUCACAAACCCAAAUGGAACCUUUGCCCCAUGUCAUUCAGAAAUAUGUCCUAAGAUUUACUAUGAUUGGUGUGUCUAUGACACCUGUAAGUGUGCAGAUAUUAAGAAGUGUAUGUGUGCAUCCCUGUCCACCUAUGCCCACGCCUGUGCUGCCAGAGGAAUCAUUCUCCAGAACUGGAUGGAUUCAGACCCUUGUGACACGAUUUCGGAGUGUUCAAACAACAUGAAGUACUCCUACAGCGUGACCAGCUGUGGCAGUACCUGCCGUUCUCUCAGUGGGCAGGAUUACAGCUGCAAAGUGUCCACACCUGUAGAUGGCUGUGUCUGUCCUGAGGGCACCUACCUCAAUGAUGUAGGCACCUGUGUACAUGCUGACCAGUGUCCUUGUUACUCUGGCAUCGAGGUUAUAAAGCCAUCAGAAAUAUUCAACAAGGAUGGGGUUAAAUGCACCUGUAAUCUCGGCAUUUUACACUGCUCCAGAAAAGAAGACUGUAAGGCUCCAAUGGUCUUCUUCAACUGCUCAAAUUAUGAACCAGGACAAAAGGGAACAGAGUGUCAAAGGACAUGUCAGAACCAAGACCCAAAUAACUGCGUAAGUACAGGGUGUGUAUCAGGAUGUAUGUGCCCAGAUGGUUUUCUGGCAGAUGGUGACGAUGGAUGUGUGGAGAAGAGAAACUGCACAUGUACCCACAAUGGACUCACUUAUUUACCUGGCGAGCAAGUUCAAGAGGACUGUAACAACUGUACAUGCAUAGGUGGGAUGUGGACUUGUAAAGAAAAGGCAUGCUAUGGCACCUGUACCAUUUAUGGUGAAGGUCAUUUCAAGACAUUUGAUGGCAAGAGAUAUUCCUUUCAUGGAGACUGUGAAUACAUCUUAGCUCAUGAUUAUUGUGAAAUGGACCACAGUCCCUCUUUCCGCCUUGUCACCGAGAACAUCCCCUGUGGCAGUAGCAACUCUAUUUGCUCCAAGUCCAUCGAUCUUUACUUUGGGAGAUACAAGAUGAUGUUAUCUCAGGAGAAUGGGGUCAACGUUAAGGUUGAAACCAAUGGUACCGAUUAUGAAUAUAAAAUCCAAUCUGCUGGGAUCUACAUUGUCAUAGAGGUCAGAGAUCUUUUAAACUUAAUCUGGGACAAUAAAACAAGUAUAAUGCUCCAGCUGCAUCCCAGCUUAAAGGGCAAGGUGUGUGGACUCUGUGGAAAUUUUGAUGGUAAUGCAAAUAAUGACUUUAUGAAGCAUAAUGGAGAAGAGGUAGCAGAUGCAGAUACAUUUGGGAAUAGUUGGAAGGUGAAUCCCAGCUGUCCAGAUGAGACAAAUUUGAUGAACCCUUGUGAAGAAAAGCCCCAUCGACGUGCCUGGGCUAUUAAACAAUGCAGCAUCAUCAAAAGUGAUGUCUUUAAAGAUUGCCAUUCAUUUGUAGACUCUGUCCCAUAUUAUGAUGCCUGUGAAAGAGACACCUGUGCAUGUGAUACUGGGGGUGAUUGCGAUUGUUUCUGUACUGCGGUGGCAGCCUAUGCUGCUGAAUGCCGAAAAAAGGGAGUUUGUGUGGCAUGGAGGAGCCCAAGAAUUUGUCCUAUAUUCUGUGACUACUACAACUCUCAGAGAGAAUGUGAUUGGCACUAUAAAGCAUGUGGAUCCUGCAUGAAAACCUGCAAAAACCGUGCAGGAGUUUGCUCCUCUCAAAUUCCUCCACUUGAGGGAUGUUUUCUUGAGUGCCCUUUGGAGAGGCCAUAUAUGAGAGAGGAGACCUUGAAGUGUGUUACAGUGGAAGGAUGUGAUAACUGUUUAUAUAAUGGGAUUGAAUAUCAACCUGGAUCAGUUGUUUACAACACAACAGAUGGGAAUGGUGCAUGUUUAAUAGCUGUGUGUCAAGAUAAUGGAAAUAUAAAUAGAUAUGUUACAGAAUGCAUCAUUACCACAACAGCAAAACCUUUCACUUUCACAUCUACAUCCACAUCCACAUCAAUGGUUACAACAUCACCUACAUCAACUGAGACAUCUACGACCACAUCCACCACUACACCAACAACUACUGUGACACAAACAUUUACUAAGACAGAAACAACAGCUUCUUCAACUGUUACAAUAACGCCUACAUCAACAGAACCACCAUCUACAACAAGUUCAACAACAGUUACACCAUCUACAACUAGUUCAACACAAGUUACAACACCACCUUCCAUCUGUGAUUGUAACUGGUCAAACUGGACUGACAGCAACACACCCAGUAAAGAACCGCAAGGAUUCGAAAUUGAAUCCAUCACUAAACUGUGGAAAUCAAGAAAGAUUUCUUGUCACAGCCCCAGCGAAAUACAAUGUAGGGCAGUAGAUUAUCCAGAAUCCUCAUUGACAGAAAUGGGACAAAUAGUAUAUUGUAAUACAUCCUUUGGACUGACAUGCUCAAACGAAGACAAUGCAGAUGGUAUAAUACCAUUGUGUCGUAAUUAUGAAAUACGUGUCAGAUGUUGUGAAGCCAUGUGUACUACAACCACCUCUACUGUAAUGCCCCCAAGUACAUCAACCGAAACACCUACAACUGGUUCAACCACUGGUACAACACCCACAUCAUCAGAAACAUCUACGACCACAUCCACCACUACACCAACAACUACUGUGACACAAACAUUUACUGAGACAGAAACAACAGCUUCUUCAACUGUUACAAUAACGCCUACAUCAACAGAACCACCAUCUACAACAAGUUCAACAACAGUUACACCAUCUACAACUAGUUCAACACAAGUUACAACACCACCUUCCAUCUGUGAUUGUAACUGGUCAAACUGGACUGACAGCAACACACCCAGUAAAGAACCGCAAGGAUUCGAAAUUGAAUCCAUCACUAAACUGUGGAAAUCAAGAAAGAUUUCUUGUCACAGCCCCAGCGAAAUACAAUGUAGGGCAGUAGAUUAUCCAGAAUCCUCAUUGGCAGAAAUGGGACAAAUAGUAUAUUGUAAUACAUCCUUUGGACUGACAUGCUCAAACGAAGACAAUGCAGAUGGUAUAAUACCAUUGUGUCGUAAUUAUGAAAUACGUGUCAGAUGUUGUGAAGCCAUGUGUACUACAACCACCUCUACUGUAAUGCCCCCAAGUACAUCAACUGAAACACCUACAACUGGUUCAACCACUGGUACAACACCCACAUCAUCAGAAACAUCUACGACCACAUCCACCACUACACCAACAACUACUGUGACACAAACAUUUACUGAGACAGAAACAACAGCUUCUUCAACUGUGACAAUAACGCCUACAUCAACAGAACCACAAUCUACAACAAGUUCAACAACAGUUACUCCAUCUACAACUAGUUCAACACCCACAUCAUCAGAAACAUCUACGACCACAUCCACCACUACACCAACAACUACUGUGACACAAACAUUUACUGAGACAGAAACAACAGCUUCUUCAACUGUUACAAUAACGCCUACAUCAACAGAACCACCAUCUACAACAAGUUCAACAACAGUUACACCAUCUACAACUAGUUCAACACAAGUUACAACACCACCUUCCAUCUGUGAUUGUAACUGGUCAAACUGGACUGACAGCAACACACCCAGUAAAGAACCGCAAGGAUUCGAAAUUGAAUCCAUCACUAAACUGUGGAAAUCAAGAAAGAUUUCUUGUCACAGCCCCAGCGAAAUACAAUGUAGGGCAGUAGAUUAUCCAGAAUACUCAUUGGCAGAAAUAGGACAAAUAGUAUAUUGCAAUACAUCCUUUGGACUGACAUGUUCAAACGAAGACAAUGCAGAUGGUAUAAUACCAUUGUGUCGUAAUUAUGAAAUACGUGUCAGAUGUUGUGAAGCCAUGUGUACUACAACCACCUCUACUGUAAUGCCCCCAAGUACAUCAACCGAAACACCUACAACUGGAUCAACCACUGGUACAACACCCACAUCAUCAGAAACAUCUACGACCACAUCCACCACUACACCAACAACUACUGUGACACAAACAUUUACUGAGACAGAAACAACAGCUUCUUCAACUGUUACAAUAACGCCUACAUCAACAGAACCACCAUCUACAACAAGUUCAACAACAGUUACACCAUCUACAACUAGUUCAACACAAGUUACAACACCACCUUCCAUCUGUGAUUGUAACUGGUCAAACUGGACUGACAGCAACACACCCAGUAAAGAACCGCAAGGAUUCGAAAUUGAAUCCAUCACUAAACUGUGGAAAUCAAGAAAGAUUUCUUGUCACAGCCCCAGCGAAAUACAAUGUAGGGCAGUAGAUUAUCCAGAAUACUCAUUGGCAGAAAUAGGACAAAUAGUAUAUUGCAAUACAUCCUUUGGACUGACAUGUUCAAACGAAGACAAUGCAGAUGGUAUAAUACCAUUGUGUCGUAAUUAUGAAAUACGUGUCAGAUGUUGUGAAGCCAUGUGUACUACAACCAUCUCUACUGUAAUGCCCCCAAGUACAUCAACCAAAACACCUACAACUGGAUCAACCACUGGUACAACACCCACAUCAUCAGAAACAUCUACGACCACAUCCACCACUACACCAACAACUACUGUGACACAAACAUUUACUGAGACAGAAACAACAGCUUCUUCAACUGUUACAAUAACGCCUACAUCAACAGAACCACCAUCUACAACAAGUUCAACAACAGUUACACCAUCUACAACUAGUUCAACACAAGUUACAACACCACCUUCCAUCUGUGAUUGUAACUGGUCAAACUGGACUGACAGCAACACACCCAGUAAAGAACCGCAAGGAUUCGAAAUUGAAUCCAUCACUAAACUGUGGAAAUCAAGAAAGAUUUCUUGUCACAGCCCCAGCGAAAUACAAUGUAGGGCAGUAGAUUAUCCAGAAUACUCAUUGGAAGAAAUAGGACAAAUAGUAUAUUGCAAUACAUCCUUUGGACUGACAUGUUCAAACGAAGACAAUGCAGAUGGUAUAAUACCAUUGUGUCGUAAUUAUGAAAUACGUGUCAGAUGUUGUGAAGCCAUGUGUACUACAACCACCUCUACUGUAAUGCCCCCAAGUACAUCAACCAAAACACCUACAACUGGAUCAACCACUGGUACAACACCCACAUCAUCAGAAACAUCUACGACCACAUCCACCACUACACCAACAACUACUGUGACACAAACAUUUACUGAGACAGAAACAACAGCUUCUUCAACUGUUACAAUAACGCCUACAUCAACAGAACCACCAUCUACAACAAGUUCAACAACAGUUACACCAUCUACAACUAGUUCAACACAAGUUACAACACCACCUUCCAUCUGUGAUUGUAACUGGUCAAACUGGACUGACAGCAACACACCCAGUAAAGAACCGCAAGGAUUCGAAAUUGAAUCCAUCACUAAACUGUGGAAAUCAAGAAAGAUUUCUUGUCACAGCCCCAGCGAAAUACAAUGUAGGGCAGUAGAUUAUCCAGAAUACUCAUUGGAAGAAAUAGGACAAAUAGUAUAUUGCAAUACAUCCUUUGGACUGACAUGUUCAAACGAAGACAAUGCAGAUGGUAUAAUACCAUUGUGUCGUAAUUAUGAAAUACGUGUCAGAUGUUGUGAAGCCAUGUGUACUACAACCACCUCUACUGUAAUGCCCCCAAGUACAUCAACCGAAACACCUACAACUGGAUCAACCACUGGUACAACACCCACAUCAUCAGAAACAUCUACGACCACAUCCACCACUACACCAACAACUACUGUGACACAAACAUUUACUGAGACAGAAACAACAGCUUCUUCAACUGUUACAAUAACGCCUACAUCAACAGAACCACCAUCUACAACAAGUUCAACAACAGUUACACCAUCUACAACUAGUUCAACACAAGUUACAACACCACCUUCCAUCUGUGAUUGUAACUGGUCAAACUGGACUGACAGCAACACACCCAGUAAAGAACCGCAAGGAUUCGAAAUUGAAUCCAUCACUAAACUGUGGAAAUCAAGAAAGAUUUCUUGUCACAGCCCCAGCGAAAUACAAUGUAGGGCAGUAGAUUAUCCAGAAUACUCAUUGGAAGAAAUAGGACAAAUAGUAUAUUGCAAUACAUCCUUUGGACUGACAUGUUCAAACGAAGACAAUGCAGAUGGUAUAAUACCAUUGUGUCGUAAUUAUGAAAUACGUGUCAGAUGUUGUGAAGCCAUGUGUACUACAACCACCUCUACUGUAAUGCCCCCAAGUACAUCAACCGAAACACCUACAACUGGAUCAACCACUGGUACAACACCCACAUCAUCAGAAACAUCUACGACCACAUCCACCACUACACCAACAACUACUGUGACACAAACAUUUACUGAGACAGAAACAACAGCUUCUUCAACUGUUACAAUAACGCCUACAUCAACAGAACCACCAUCUACAACAAGUUCAACAACAGUUACACCAUCUACAACUAGUUCAACACAAGUUACAACACCACCUUCCAUCUGUGAUUGUAACUGGUCAAACUGGACUGACAGCAACACACCCAGUAAAGAACCGCAAGGAUUCGAAAUUGAAUCCAUCACUAAACUGUGGAAAUCAAGAAAGAUUUCUUGUCACAGCCCCAGCGAAAUACAAUGUAGGGCAGUAGAUUAUCCAGAAUACUCAUUGGAAGAAAUAGGACAAAUAGUAUAUUGCAAUACAUCCUUUGGACUGACAUGUUCAAACGAAGACAAUGCAGAUGGUAUAAUACCAUUGUGUCGUAAUUAUGAAAUACGUGUCAGAUGUUGUGAAGCCAUGUGUACUACAACCACCUCUACUGUAAUGCCCCCAAGUACAUCAACCGAAAAACCUACAACUGGAUCAUCCACUGGUACAACACCCACAUCAUCAGAAACAUCUACGACCACAUCCACCACUACACCAACAACUACUGUGACACAAACAUUUACUGAGACAGAAACAACAGCUUCUUCAACUGUUACAAUAACGCCUACAUCAACAGAACCACCAUCUACAACAAGUUCAACAACAGUUACACCAUCUACAACUAGUUCAACACAAGUUACAACACCACCUUCCAUCUGUGAUUGUAACUGGUCAAACUGGACUGACAGCAACACACCCAGUAAAGAACCGCAAGGAUUCGAAAUUGAAUCCAUCACUAAACUGUGGAAAUCAAGAAAGAUUUCUUGUCACAGCCCCAGCGAAAUACAAUGUAGGGCAGUAGAUUAUCCAGAAUACUCAUUGGCAGAAAUAGGACAAAUAGUAUAUUGCAAUACAUCCUUUGGACUGACAUGUUCAAACGAAGACAAUGCAGAUGGUAUAAUACCAUUGUGUCGUAAUUAUGAAAUACGUGUCAGAUGUUGUGAAGCCAUGUGUACUACAACCACCUCUACUGUAAUGCCCCCAAGUACAUCAACCGAAACACCUACAACUGGAUCAUCCACUGGUACAACACCCACAUCAUCAGAAACAUCUACGACCACAUCCACCACUACACCAACAACUACUGUGACACAAACAUUUACUGAGACAGAAACAACAGCUUCUUCAACUGUUACAAUAACGCCUACAUCAACAGAACCACCAUCUACAACAAGUUCAACAACAGUUACACCAUCUACAACUAGUUCAACACAAGUUACAACACCACCUUCCAUCUGUGAUUGUAACUGGUCAAACUGGACUGACAGCAACACACCCAGUAAAGAACCGCAAGGAUUCGAAAUUGAAUCCAUCACUAAACUGUGGAAAUCAAGAAAGAUUUCUUGUCACAGCCCCAGCGAAAUACAAUGUAGGGCAGUAGAUUAUCCAGAAUACUCAUUGGCAGAAAUAGGACAAAUAGUAUAUUGCAAUACAUCCUUUGGACUGACAUGUUCAAAUGAAGACAAUGCAGAUGGUAUAAUACCAUUGUGUCGUAAUUAUGAAAUACGUGUCAGAUGUUGUGAAGCCAUGUGUACUACAACCACCUCUACUGUAAUGCCCCCAAGUACAUCAACCGAAACACCUACAACUGGAUCAACCACUGGUACAACACCCACAUCAUCAGAAACAUCUACGACCACAUCCACCACUACACCAACAACUACUGUGACACAAACAUUUACUGAGACAGAAACAACAGCUUCUUCAACUGUUACAAUAACGCCUACAUCAACAGAACCACCAUCUACAACAAGUUCAACAACAGUUACACCAUCUACAACUAGUUCAACACAAGUUACAACACCACCUUCCAUCUGUGAUUGUAACUGGUCAAACUGGACUGACAGCAACACACCCAGUAAAGAACCGCAAGGAUUCGAAAUUGAAUCCAUCACUAAACUGUGGAAAUCAAGAAAGAUUUCUUGUCACAGCCCCAGCGAAAUACAAUGUAGGGCAGUAGAUUAUCCAGAAUACUCAUUGGAAGAAAUAGGACAAAUAGUAUAUUGCAAUACAUCCUUUGGACUGACAUGUUCAAAUGAAGACAAUGCAGAUGGUAUAAUACCAUUGUGUCGUAAUUAUGAAAUACGUGUCAGAUGUUGUGAAGCCAUGUGUACUACAACCACCUCUACUGUAAUGCCCCCAAGUACAUCAACCGAAACACCUACAACUGGAUCAACCACUGGUACAACACCCACAUCAUCAGAAACAUCUACGACCACAUCCACCACUACACCAACAACUACUGUGACACAAACAUUUACUGAGACAGAAACAACAGCUUCUUCAACAGUUACAAUGACACCUACAUCAACAGAAACACCAUCUACAACUAGAACAACCUCUGUUACAACACCCACGUCAUCAGAGACAUCUACGACCACAUCCACCACUACACCAACAACUACUGUGACACAAACAUUUACUGAGACAGAAACAACAGCUUCUUCAACAGUUACAAUGACACCUACAUCAACAGAAACACCAUCUACAACUACCACAACCUCUGGUACAACACCCACGUCAUCAGAGACAUCUACGACCACAUCCACCACUACACCAACAACUACUGUGACACAAACAUUUACUGAGACAGAAACAACAGCUUCUUCAACAGUUACAAUGACACCUACAUCAACAGAAACACCAUCUACAACUAGCACAACCUCUGGUACAACACCCACGUCAUCAGAGACAUCUACGACCACAUCCACCACUACACCAACAACUACUGUGACACAAACAUUUACUGAGACAGAAACAACAGCUUCUUCAACAGUUACAAUGACACCUACAUCAACAGAACCACCAUCUACAACAAGUUCAACAACAGUUACACCAUCUACAACUAGCACAACCUCUGGUACAACACCCACGUCAUCAGAGACAUCUACGACCACAUCCACCACUACACCAACAACUACUGUGACACAAACAUUUACUGAGACAGAAACAACAGCUUCUUCAACAGUUACAAUGACACCUACAUCAACAGAAACACCAUCUACAACUAGCACAACCUCUGGUACAACACCCACGUCAUCAGAGACAUCUACGACCACAUCCACCACUACACCAACAACUACUGUGACACAAACAUUUACUGAGACAGAAACAACAGCUUCUUCAACAGUUACAAUGACACCUACAUCAACAGAAACACCAUCUACAACUAGAACAACCUCUGGUACAACACCCACAUCAUCAGAGACAUCUACGACCACAUCCACCACUACACCAACAACUACUGUGACACAAACAUUUACUGAGACAGAAACAACAGCUUCUUCAACAGUUACAAUGACACCUACAUCAACAGAAACACCAUCUACAACUACCACAACCUCUGGUACAACACCCACGUCAUCAGAGACAUCUACGACCACAUCCACCACUACACCAACAACUACUGUGACACAAACAUUUACUGAGACAGAAACAACAGCUUCUUCAACAGUUACAAUGACACCUACAUCAACAGAAACACCAUCUACAACUAGCACAACCUCUGGUACAACACCCACGUCAUCAGAGACAUCUACGACCACAUCCACCACUACACCAACAACUACUGUGACACAAACAUUUACUGAGACAGAAACAACAGCUUCUUCAACAGUUACAAUGACACCUACAUCAACAGAACCACCAUCUACAACAAGUUCAACAACAGUUACACCAUCUACAACUAGCACAACCUCUGGUACAACACCCACGUCAUCAGAGACAUCUACGACCACAUCCACCACUACACCAACAACUACUGUGACACAAACAUUUACUGAGACAGAAACAACAGCUUCUUCAACAGUUACAAUGACACCUACAUCAACAGAAACACCAUCUACAACUAGCACAACCUCUGGUACAACACCCACAUCAUCAGAGACAUCUACGACCACAUCCACCACUACACCAACAACUACUGUGACACAAACAUUUACUGAGACAGAAACAACAGCUUCUUCAACAGUUACAAUGACACCUACAUCAACAGAAACACCAUCUACAACUAGCACAUCCUCUGGUACAACACCCACAUCAGAGACAUCUACAGCCAUAUCUACCACUACACCAACAACUAGAGUGACAAAAUGUUACUGCACAUUUUCAAAUGUGACAUACACAGCAGGGUCUAAAAUCUACAAUAAUACUGACAAAGCGGGUUGGUGCUUCAUUGCUUACUGCAAUGACUCUUGUAAUAUUGUGAAAUGGACUCAACCAUGCCCAACCCCUCCACCUUUGUGUCCAAUCUCAAACUGGAUUGAAGGAUGCAAUAACAAAACCUGUAUAAAUGGCAAGGUCACCUCAAGGCCUCUACAGUGUGAUCAGAGCAGUACUUUCAUACCUACAUGUGCCAAUGCACUUAAAGCUGAGAAGGUGUAUUAUAACAAUGGCUGCUGCUUCAAGUAUGAGUGCCCCUGUAAAUGCAAUGGCUGGGGUGACCCUCAUUACAAAACUUUCGAUGGAACAUAUUAUGCUUUCCAAGGAAACUGCACCUAUGUGUUGGUCCAAGAAAUCAUCCCAAAAUACAAUAUUAGUGUCCAUGUUAAAAACUUUUAUUGUGAUAUAAAAAAUAAUCUUGCCUGCCCUGAGUAUGUGAUUGUGAAUUACAAAUCCUAUAAAAUCAAGAUGACAAGCAACACUAAGGUGAUCCAUGUUUAUGUCAAUGAAGAAGAGAAGAUACCAACAUAUGUAAAUGACAUCUUUACCAUCACCACAUCUGGCAUGUCAGUUGUUAUGAACAUCUCUGAUAUUAAAGCUGAGAUUGUAGUCAGUCAUAACAGCUUUAGUGUCAAACUCCCAUUCUCGUACUUCCAUAAUAAUACAGAGGGACAGUGUGGGGUUUGUGACAACAAUAGCGCAAAUGACUGCAGACUUCCUAAUGGAACGAUUGACGUUUCAUGUGAGGACAUGGCACGGUUUUGGAUGGUCCCUCCAGGAUGCACAUACACCCCACCCACACCUAAACCCCCAGCACCCUGCAAAACACAAAUCUGUGAUGUUAUCAAGAACUAUAUGUUUAAGAACUGCCAUGAGAUUAUUCCUUAUGAAAGUUAUUAUGAGGCAUGCAAAUUUGAUGUCUGCCACAUGGGAAAUGAAUCUAAUGCUUGUGCCAGUCUGGAGAUGUAUGCCAAUAUUUGUGGCGAGGAGUCUGUUUGUGUGGACUGGAGACACUUAGCUGAUCUCAAAGGGCUAUGUGCAUACAACUGCCCCAAACACAAAGUCUACAAGGCAUGUGGGCCAAAAGUAGAAAAAACCUGCAGUACAAGGUACAAUGAUAAAUUUGUGGAGAAAGAUUGUCAAAGCAAAGACUGUCAUCAAACAUUUAUGGAAGGUUGUCACUGUCCUGAUAACACAUAUCUAGUCAGUUCAACGACAGACACCUGUACGGCUUUCUGCGAUUGCAUUGGCCCUGAUGGAUUACCUAGACAGCCCGGAGAUACAUGGACCUUGGGCUGUACCAAAUAUACAUGUUCCAAUGAGAGUUUUGGUAUUACCACAGAGCCAACUGAAUGUCCACUUGUAAAGGGCUGUUCCGAAGGAUACAAAAUAACCAUUAAAGGCUGCUGCCCAGAAUGCGACUGUGAUAGAAACCUUAAUGAAACCUGUGAAAUGAUGAAGUGUGCAUUGGGAUAUGAGUUGGGACCAAAAACUCUUGAGAACUGCUGUCCCUGUGUGCCCAAACCUGUCUGUGUUUUCGAUCACAUUGAGUACCAGCCUGGAACUAAAUUCAGCACAGAUCCUUGUGUGCAAUGCAACUGUGAAAAUGAUAAAGCCCCACAGGAUGAUUUGUAUCCAGUGACUUGUGUUAGUAUAAACUGUGAACCAUGUCCUGAGGGUUUUGAACCUGUGAAACAAGAAGGAGAGUGCUGUGGAACAUGUAAGCAAGUAGCCUGUGUUUUUGACAUAGAAAACACCAGACAUAUUCUCAAGGUUGGAGAAUUCUACAGUGAUAAAUGUGAGAAUAUUACCUGCAAUACAUUUAACGACACACUUAGGACAGAGAAGACUAUAAAAACCUGCCCUGAUUUUAAUCAAGAUGACUGUGAGCCUGGAACCGAGGAAUAUGAUGCAGAUGGAUGUUGCAUGAGCUGUGAGCCCAAGAACUGCGUUCGAGUGAAGAACACCACCCAUGUUUAUGCAGAUAAUUGUAAAUCCAUCAAUGCUGUUGAAGUGACAUCUUGCAGUGGUCACUGUGACACCCAAUCAAUGUAUUCAUUGCAAAUGAACACAAUGAUGCACAGCUGUUCAUGCUGUCGGGAGGUGAAAACGAGCCGCAAACAAGUGACGCUAAAGUGUCCAGAUGGCAGCGAGACCCUGCAUGAAUACGUCUACAUUGAAAGCUGCAAAUGCACACCUACUGAGUGUGAAAACCAGUAGACUUCUGGAUAA